AUGGUGGGCAGGACGAGGGACCGGGUCGAAGGCCUGCUCGCCGGCCUAGAGGGAGAGGACGCCGGAGACCACCUCGAUGAUAACGUCAGGGCGUCAGGGGGCGCGCGGGAGGGCAUCAGCGAGCAGGUUUCUGGGCUGAGCGCCCUCGACGUGAGCGUGAGCGACCUGAGCAGCGACCCGGGCGACCCGGCGGGCGCGUCUCGGCCCAACCAAGCCCGAGGACGCAUGAUGUCGGAGCUCGAGUCCACGUACAAGCGGCGAAUCGCAACGCUCGAGGACAGGGUACUGGACCUGCUCAACCGAAAGCGGACGGCGGAGGAGGAGCGUGACGGCGAGGUGGCGCGGCGCGACGCGCAGAUCGUGGCGCUGCGGCAGCAGCUGGAGCAGGAGGUUCGCCAGCUCAAGCUCCGGCAGACGGAGCUGGACGCGCAGGGCCCGUCCAUGCGGGCGCAGCUAGCUGCGGCGCGCAGCCAGCUCAAGGAUCUUGCGAUCAGCGACGCGAUGUACCAGGAGCUGUGCAAGAUCGACCCGGAGGACCGCCUGCUGCCGGACGCGGUCAAGGUCGCCGUCUACGAGGCCCUGCAGGAGCUGCGUGCGGACAACGAGCGUCUGCGGCGGUGCGCGGCGGUGGACCGCGAGACCGCGGACCGCGUCCAGGAGGACCUCGCGCGCGCGCAGCGCGACCGCGACCGCGCCCUCGCGCGCGCCGCCGAGCGCGAGCGCGACGCCGCAGCCGAGGUGGCCGGGAUGCGCGCGCGCCUGGAGCGCUACGAGCACGAGAUGGAGGAGGCCGUCGUGCGCAGCCAGGUGCUCAGCGCCAAGGCCGCGGCGUACGACGAGGUGAAGGCGGAGCUCGACGCGACGGCCAAGGCGCACCGCGACGCGCAGGCGAGGCUGGCGGGCGCGGAGGCGGCGCGCGCGGAGGCCGAGCGGGUGCGUGCGGAGCACGCGGAGCGCGAGCACGCGCUGCAGCUGCUGUCGGUCGACAAGGCGUACCUGACGCAGCAGAGCGAGGCGCUGGCGCGGCAGGUCGCGCAGCUCGAGGAGCGGCUGGCGCAACGGGAGUCGAAGAUCGAGGACUUGAAACGCGCGCGCGGAGACCUGCAGAGCCGGCUGCUCGAGGGCGAGCGCGACAGCGCGGCGGCGGUCGCGGCGCGCGUCGAGGGCGAGGUCGCGCGCAUCCGCGAGGAGUCGCGCCGCGAAGUCGAGCGGAUCCGUGCGGAGGGCGCGGAUGCGUACGCCCGGGAGGCGGGGGUGCUGCGCGACAUGCGGGACGGCGCGGUGGCCGAGGGCGAGCGGCUGCGCGCGCAGGUCCGCGACGCCGAGGCCGCGCGCGACGAGGCGCUCGUGGCGCUGCGCGACGCGCAGCGCGCGCGGGACGUGCAGACGACGGAGCUGCGCGGGCAGCUGCACGUGCGUGCGCUCGAGCUGGAGCGGGCGCGCGCGGACGCGGACGAGCGCGGGAGCGUUGCUGCGACGCUGCGGGCGGAGAACGACAUGCUGCACGAGAAGGUUCGCGUUCUGCAGGACUCGUUCCACCGCGCGGACGCAGAACACAAUUUGAAGGUGCAGGACAUGACGGCGCGGCUGCAGCACGCGGAGGAGCGCCUCGCGCACUACGACCUGCUCGAGUCGCACGUCGACGAGGCGAUCAUCGGCGCCGGCGCGGAGGGGCCGGCCGCGGGCGAGGACGCCGCGCUGCGGGCGCUGGAGGGCGCGGUGCCGACGGCGGUGCGGCGGCGCGUGAAGCAGGCGCUGGAGCUCGCGGCGCGGUGCAGCAAGCUCGAGGCGACGCGCGCGGCGCUCGAGCGCGAGCGCGAUGAGCUGCGUGGGAAGGUGCGGGAGCUGACGGUGGCGACGGAGGCGGCGGCGCGGCGCGAGGAGCGGCGCGGCGCGCCGGAGGGGUACUUGGUGCGGUGCCUGGAUGAGGCCGAGGAGCGUGCGGCGCGCGCGGAGGCGCGGUGCGAGGCGCUGGAGGGGGAGGUUGCGGCGGCGGGCGCGGAGCGCGACAGGAUGCGCGCGGACCUGUCGGGGCUGCUGUCGGACCGCGGGGCGAUGGAGCAGCUCAAGGACGCGCUGCUGGAGGCGCGGGCGGCGCGGAAGGCGGCGGCGGCGGCGCCGGGGCGGGGCGAGGUGGCGCCGCGGACGCCGGGGAGCACGGGGCGGCGGUCGGAGUUCGGGGUGCGGACGCCGCGGACGACGGGGCCGGGCGCGGGGCGGACGCACGCGCGCGGGAGGGCGGGGACGGUGCGGGCGACGCCCGGCGCGAUCACGAUCCGCUGA
This is a messenger RNA of Pedinophyceae sp. YPF-701, 2283 nucleotides long. The record is from the annotation of a GenBank genome assembly. NCBI's taxonomy places the organism in Eukaryota, Viridiplantae, Chlorophyta, Pedinophyceae.